AUCGAUUGAGUCAAUUCGUACGAAUGUAAAUGUAAACCUGGAUUUAAAGGAAAGAACUGUGAAACCAAGUACGCUGUUCCUCCUGAAUGCAAAAAUUAUAAGACAUUGAACGCUCGUGACCGAUCUAUGAAGGCACCCACAGUAGGUGCGAGCAGGUGUGACACCCAGGAUCUCAUCAAAGGCUGGUACCGCUUUGAAGGCGAGGCAGGAACAUCUAUCGCAACUAAAUGCCCUGAUGAUAUGCACUGUGGAACUCGUGCCACUGGAUGGAUGAAAGGCAAUCAUCCAAGCCAGGCAGAAGGGAUUGUCACUAGAAAAGUAUGUUACAAUUGGGCUUCCGGUAACUGCUGCUAUGCUACGAAUGAUAUUCGCGUGCGCAACUGUGGUGGGUUCUAUGUUUACGAACUGGUUAAACCUAGAAAUUGCCUUCAUGGUUAUUGUGGAAACGGAGAAGCAGACGAUGUGGACGAUUGUUUGAAGAAGCCUUGUCAAAAUGGCGCCCAAUGUAUCGAUGGAGUCAAUUCUUACACAUGUAAAUGUGCCACUGGUUACAUUGGACCAAAUUGCGAAACCAAUGUAGACGAUUGUGCGAAGAAGCCUUGCCAAAAUGGUGCCGAAUGUAUAGAUGGAGUCAAUUCGUAGAAAAAAGAAGUUGUAGUUCCUUCUGGUAAGUUUUUACUCUUGAUAAUAGUCCACAAUGCAUGCUUUCAUUUUAUCUGCAAUGUCUUACGUUUUGCUGGAAAUAGCUGUCCAAACCAGUAAAUGAAAAUGUUUAAGGACAAACGAGGUUGGCCUGUGAAACAUCAUGGGCUUCAAGUUGGAACGGUAUACCCCUAGCAAGGUAGCUCUAGCACUGGGGCGUAUGAUAUACAUAGGAAACCGUUUGUAUAAGUUUUGUUCUUUGCAUUCGAACCCUUGGGGAGGGAAUGUCAAGGAAUAACUUGUAGAUUCACAAGGUAGCUCAGUGUUCUUGGUUACACUGGACUAAACUGCGAAACCAGUGAGUAAUGUUAUUUUGACUUAGUAUAACAUAGAUAUCUUAGUGUCGAUGAAGUCAAUUCUUACACAUGUAAAUGUACCGCUGGUUACACUGGACCAAACUGCGA
Messenger RNA from Exaiptasia diaphana, 1106 nucleotides. RefSeq names its product oncoprotein-induced transcript 3 protein. The transcript is spliced from 6 exons. Gene Ontology annotation, biological process: Notch signaling pathway. The record is from RefSeq and is a predicted model, not a curated record. NCBI's taxonomy places the organism in Eukaryota, Metazoa, Cnidaria, Anthozoa, Actiniaria, Aiptasiidae. Gene Ontology annotation, molecular function: calcium ion binding; Notch binding. The coding region runs from base 127 to 642 and encodes 171 amino acids.